This is a messenger RNA of Salarias fasciatus (jewelled blenny), 935 nucleotides long. Its product is annotated as DELTA-stichotoxin-Hcr4a-like. Bases 178 to 738 code for a protein of 186 amino acids. Gene Ontology annotation, biological process: monoatomic cation transport; pore complex assembly; cytolysis in another organism. The transcript has 3 exons. Gene Ontology annotation, cellular component: pore complex. NCBI's taxonomy places the organism in Eukaryota, Metazoa, Chordata, Actinopteri, Blenniiformes, Blenniidae. Gene Ontology annotation, molecular function: channel activity. The record is from RefSeq and is a predicted model, not a curated record.
AAAAAGCAAGGCGAUGCUUGUUCCCGUCGUCCUCUUAUGGAAAGCCGAGUAAAAACAGGGUGCGGCCGCUCUAUCCCUGAAAGGGAGGAUCUUCUUUUCCCUUCCCGGUUUCUUGCCUCACCUGGGCUUUGACAUACCAGCUGGGUUUCUGAGCAGGCCGAGUCAAGAUCUCCCAAGAUGACGGAGUCAGCUGAAGCCGUGGCCUCCGACGUGGACAGCAAGAGGAGCGUGACCAUCGAAAUCAAGAACUACACCAACAGCUACUGCCUCGUGAACCCCAGGGUGUACCUCGAGAACGGCGAGACGUACAACCCGCCUCAGCCCACGGUGCGUCCGCUCAAAGUCGAGGUCUGCACUUUCACCAAGUCCAGCAACGAGGCCACCGGCUGCGUGGGCGUGUUGACCUACGACCUCUUCGAGAGGUCACGGAACGACCACGUUGAGACAGUGGCCGUCAUGUUCUCCGUCCCCUGGGACUACAACCUCUACAAGAACUGGUUUGCAGUGGGGAUAAAACCCAAGGGGACGAAGUGCGAUAAGGAUCUGUACAAACAGAUGUACUACGAGAAGAAGCAGAAGGAGCAUGGGUUUGUCAGGGAAGAGGCAACGGGGACCGGAAUCAGCUAUCCCGGGCAAUACCUGGAUGUCAGGGCCAGCAUGGGGCCUCUGGGUAAAUCCAUCAUGAACGUGGAGGUGUGGGAAAACGUGUUCAAACCAGCGGGCCAGCAGACGUACUAGAUCCUCCCGUCAGCCGCGUCUCGUAUCCCCCGUGAUUAGAAAACCAGUUCAGAUACAGUCGGCAUGCAUGAUUUAACAGCUGUAUUGUUGCUGACAUGUGCCUGUAUACCCGGGUAUUACCCUCAAGAAAAUCUGCUUAAGAUCAGAGUUUAGUUUGCAUAUAAAUCCAGGCAGCAAUAUCCCCCCCCCCCCCCCCC